Folsomia candida is the source of this 1543-nucleotide messenger RNA. RefSeq lists its product as uncharacterized. The record is from RefSeq and is a predicted model, not a curated record. NCBI's taxonomy places the organism in Eukaryota, Metazoa, Arthropoda, Collembola, Entomobryomorpha, Isotomidae. The transcript has 2 exons. Bases 713 to 1498 code for a protein of 261 amino acids.
AAGACUCAUUCACAGAUUGUCUCUUCUUGAAAGAACACUCCCAUAUUUUGAAACUCGGAAUAAAUUUAAGUAUUUUGUCUUGAAAAAUAUUUACAAAAAGUGGAUACAUAUUUCAUAAAAGUAUUUACUUAACAAAACGAAGUUGUUAAAAAGAUUAGACUAGCAAAGUGUGAAGUUGACGUGUUUUUUUCUGUGCAUUCACAUGCGAACAAAAAACUGUAAAAUAUUUACAAAAGUAAACUUUUGUAUUGCUGAUAAUUAUUAUUAAAAUUUUUAAAAGUGGGUACAUACCAAAACCAAGUUUCACAAAUCAGACUUAUUUACAUAUCCUCGCAAAAGAAUUAAGUUGGCGUGAUUUUGUGCAUUCACUUGAGAACAAAGAAGUGAAAAACAUUUAUAAAAGUGCAUACAUUUUUCAGAUAUUACCAUUCAGUAAAAUUAUUUACUUAACAAAACCCAUUUUCACAAAUUAGACAUAUCCACAAAGUAAUUCGAGAAUAUUUCUUACAUUUUGUACAUUCACAUGCGAACAAAAAAGUGAAAUAUUUGUAUUAACAGAAGUGUAUAUUUCUGAUUGAUUAUUUCCAUUAAAAUUAAAAUACGUAUAAAACCCAAAUUUCAAGAUAUUUAAAAAUCAGACUUACGUAAAAGCAGUGAUUUCUAAAAUUUCCAAAAUUUUGCGCAUUCAUAUGCGAACUAAAAAGCGGAAAAAAUGUGCAAACCAAAGCAUCCCAAGAUAACCAAGGGGUCAUCGUCCCACUCCCUGAAUAAAACAUUAGUCUCCCGUAAAAAGUGUCCCCCGAUCGAACCCACCACCAAUUUCAUCCUGGGGUACGGCUCCUUAAUAAAUCCAGACUCCAAAGAAGUCACGCAUCCCGGAUGUGGCCCCUCAGUCCCCGUCUUGGUCAAAGGUUUCAAGAGAAUCUUCAACUGUGCUGGACUCCUGUUGGGGAAGAAGACCACAUUUCUUGGCGUGGAAGAGGACAACGCGUCCUAUUUCACUGGGGUGGCAUUUCCGGUCAAGAGCAACGCCACUCUGAUGGAAUUUGACCAGAGGGAAGCGCAUUACAAGAGGAAGCUCGUGGCUGAGGAGAAUGUCAAGUUUUUGGAUGACGAGGAUCACAUUAGUGAUGGGAAAAAUCUUCUCAGAUUCUGGAUUUACGUUCCGCAAUCAAAAUUCGUCACCAAACCGAGCAAACCACAUCCCAUUUACCAAUCCUACUUUGACAUUUUUGUCGAUGGCUGUGUCAAAAUUGGGAAGCAGUUCGAAAUACGGAACUUUGCGCAGGAAUGUCUACAAAGUACGGAAGGCUGGUUGGAUCCUUUCUUUGGGGGGAAAAAUUGCUGGGAGUUUGACCGCGAUGAGGGCAUCGACAAGCUGAAGAUUGUCCACGAUACGAAAGAAAUUGAUGAGGAAAUUAUGUUCUUUGUGGAAACUUACAUGUUAUUUAUUGGCCACAGAAAGGAGGACGAGAUUGAAUAUAUUUUAGAGAAAUGAAGAAGUAAAUAAAGAAUCUCAUUUUUGUACAAAGUUAUUUAAGAA